Molecule: messenger RNA, 687 nt
Organism: Haliotis rufescens (red abalone)
Lineage: Eukaryota; Metazoa; Mollusca; Gastropoda; Lepetellida; Haliotidae
Product: guanine deaminase-like
Exons: 4
Coding region: 1-495 (164 amino acids)
Biological process (GO): guanine metabolic process
Cellular component (GO): cytosol
Molecular function (GO): zinc ion binding; guanine deaminase activity
Source: RefSeq, a predicted model, not a curated record
AUGUCUAAAAAUGAGACAUCAGCAAACGUGGCUGGAGGAUACAGCAGCUCCAUUUUGGAUGUUUUACGCUCUGCCUGUCAGAUUUCAAAAACUCUUGCGAUUCAAACUGAUGGAGGAAGCUACAAGGCCUUGACAUACCAGGAACUAUUUCGACUUGCAACAUUAGGUGGAAGUGAAGUACUGGGUCUGGAGGCGACGACUGGCAGCUUUGUCGUGGGAAAGGACUUUGACGCCAUUUUGGUCGACCCAUUGGUGGCGGAUUCGCCGUUUGAUGUCUUUUCUACUGACACUUUCUCUGAUGUACUUCAGAAGUUUCUGUUCUUAGGUGAUGACAGGAACAUGAUUGACGUGUUUGUGUCUGGGAAGCGGGUGUGUGGAAAUAAUAAAAUGGAAAACCCACGACAACCCAUUGUCCAGAAGUACAGGACACAAGCUGACAUAUAUCACAGCGAACACAGGAUACUGAGGUACCAUUUUGCACCACUUAAGACGUGAUUCAGAUGUUGUAUCUGAAUCUACAGUAUACCCUUGGAAGAAUACAAGGCUCCAUCGAAACCCGUGCUCGAGGAAUUUACCAAAGUGAUAAAUAGCGAAAACACUUAGUCGUUACACCAUCAUUAAGGUGAAGGCUGAUUAAAAACUGAAAUACUGUUUUAAUGAGCGUUAAGUCAAACUCAUAGAGAUCCU